AUGUCCAAACACAUGAUGAAACCGAUCGACCUGAGAAAAUUAGCGAAGAAUUUUUCAGACGAAAGAUCUAAAGAAGAUCGACAUUGGCAGAGAAAUGAUGCUAAGUUUCGUGCCGUUCAUCAACGAUGUGCAACCUACGAUGAAUUCAAGCAAAUUGUUGAAGCGGCACAUCUACGUCCACUUGAUCGAAAUGAAACGUUAACUUUAGAACGCCGACCGAUUUCUUGGAAUCAACCAGCUACGAAAUCUUCUUCACUAUCCUCAUCUCCCAAUGCUUCCGUACAAUCCAAGUCCUCGUCAGUUCAUCAACAAAUAACAUUUACUGCGCCUAAAAAUAUUACCGAAUUUAUUCAACAAUGGCGGCGCAUCACUGAUGACAUGAAACUGGAAUAUUUAUCGAUGAUAAGUGACUUAGAGCGCCUGUUUCAAGCAGAUAUACCUGCGGAUCUAUUACAUGAAUUACCUUUGCUAUACCAAUACAAUGCAAUCGAGAAGAAUGCAGAACUUGUUACUAAUGUGUUAUUCAGUUUGAGUCAAUCCAAACGCUUUGAACUAAUCAAAAGUUUUCUCACGGAUAAAGACAAAUACGAACUUAAUCUGUUAUUUUCGCGACUUUGUUCAUUUGCUAAUUUACGUUUUUCUGUAUAUCUAUUGAAAGAAAUGUAUUUUACCGACUAA
Adineta ricciae is the source of this 678-nucleotide messenger RNA. The record is from the annotation of a GenBank genome assembly. NCBI's taxonomy places the organism in Eukaryota, Metazoa, Rotifera, Eurotatoria, Adinetida, Adinetidae.